AUGGCUGCUGCCUCCUCCCCAACCUCCCCGCCUCCGCCGCCGGCGACCGACGUCGCCGCUCCAGGCCUCCCCGAUCUCUCGAUCCCCUACGACCUGGCCACUCGCGGGCAGUGGCAGGCGCUCUUCUCCCACCUCUCCCACCCGGCCCACACGCCCCAUCCGCACCACCGCCUCCUCCUCUCCGCUCUCUCCGCCCUCUCCCUGGCCAAGCUCCGACGCUUCCCCGACGCCGCCGCGCUGCUCGCCUCCCUCCACCCUGACCCGGCCUGCCCGCCGCCGCCCUUCCUCAUCCGCCUCCUCCACGCUCUCCUCCCACUCUUCCUCCCCGACCGCCCCCUCGCGCUCGACCGCCUCUACACGCUCCUCUCCUCCGUCCGCGGCCGCCCCGACGCCGGGCACCCCGAGUGGCGCCGCCGCGACGCGCUCGUCGCGUCCGUCCUCGCCGCCGACCACCUCGCCCACCGCGAGUUCGACGUCGCGCUCGCGCUCCUCGCCGACAUCGCCGCCCGCGAGCCGGGCGACCCGGUGCUCCUCUCGCGCCUCGCCUACGCGCACCUCCAGAUCGGCAACCUCGGCGCGGCCUCAGCCGCGUUCCGCUACGUGGAGUCCGUGGCUGCCGCGUCCGAGGACCCCACGCGGCAUGCCAACCUCCUAGCCCGAAAUCGCGCGCUGGAGUGCAUCGUGGCCAAGGAUUACGCGGCGGCGGUGCGGGAGUACGAGCGCUGCAUCGAGGCGGACCCCGCGGACGCCGUGGCGCUCAACAACAAGGCGCUGUGCCUCAUGUACUCGCGGGACCUCGGCGACGCCAUCAAGGUGCUGGAAGGCGCGCUCGAGAGGGUUCCCACGGCGGCGCUUAACGAGACGGUGGUGGUCAACCUGUGCAGCAUGUACGAGCUCGCCUUCGUCAACCACGGCGAGGUCAAGAGGAGCCUUGCUGAGUGGAUCGCCAGGGUUGCGCCCGACGGCUUCGACACCUCCUGCACGCGCAUGUAG
Miscanthus lutarioriparius is the source of this 993-nucleotide messenger RNA. NCBI's taxonomy places the organism in Eukaryota, Viridiplantae, Streptophyta, Magnoliopsida, Poales, Poaceae. The record is from the annotation of a GenBank genome assembly.